Messenger RNA from Phanerochaete carnosa HHB-10118-sp, 620 nucleotides. RefSeq lists its product as uncharacterized. The record is from RefSeq and is a predicted model, not a curated record. Gene Ontology annotation, biological process: protein peptidyl-prolyl isomerization. The transcript has 9 exons. Gene Ontology annotation, molecular function: peptidyl-prolyl cis-trans isomerase activity. Lineage: Eukaryota; Fungi; Basidiomycota; Agaricomycetes; Polyporales; Phanerochaetaceae. Gene Ontology annotation, cellular component: intracellular membrane-bounded organelle. The coding region runs from base 87 to 620 and encodes 177 amino acids.
GAGGUGUUUUCUGCCAUUUAACACCCAGUACCCCAAAGUCUGACACCUUGCUCAUUAUCAGGGAUACCCUCGACGAACAUUCAACAAUGUCUUCUUCUUCAUCCUCAUCCACGACGCGCCCGAUUGUCUUCAUGGACAUCAACAUCGGAGAGACACCUGCAGGUCGUCUCAAGAUGGAGCUUUUCAGUGAUAUUGUGCCCAAGACGGCCGAGAACUUCCGCCAGCUUUGUACGGGGGAGUAUAGAGUGAACGCUCGCCCACAAGGCUACAAGGGCGCAAUCUUUCACAGGGUUCCAAACUUCAUGUGCCAAGGCGGCGAUUUUAUCAAGAGCGACGGUACCGGCUCUUUCUCAAUAUACGGAGACAAAUUUCCCGACGAGAAUUUCCAAGAGAAGCAUUUGGGGCCAGGUCUGCUGUCGAUGGCGAACUCGGGGCCGAACACGAACGGCUGCCAGUUUUUCAUCACAACAGCAAAGUGCGACUUUUUGGACGGGAAGCACGUCGUCUUCGGCAAGAUCAUAGACGGCAUGCUCACCCUUCGCAAGAUUGAGAACGUCCCGACAGGUCCGAACAACCGACCAAAGCUCGCCGUGAAGGUCAUCGAAUGCGGAGAAAUGUGA